AUGGCAGACUUACGAUUUCCACUCCAACGUCUACCCAGCGAUCUUCAUUCAGAAGUUUUGAAAGCUAUGGAGCUCCACGAAAUAAUUUUCUACUCGUUGAUAUCGAAGAAGGCAUGUUCCAUGGUUAUGGAUCUUUGUUUACUGAUUUCAUCUGUUCAAGUAACAAUUGAGAAACAUCCGCAGAUAGUCUUGAAAUUCGGUCCCAUUUCUAUCAAUUUCGAGUUAACAGUGCCCAUAAAACACGGACGUCAUUUGACAACCCUUGAUGAUGUUGGUGUUCGUUUUCAUGUAUCAAUGGAGAAUGAUAUAACUCACCGCUUCAAAUAUGUAGCAUUUUUUGAGUCAAAUGAAGAAAUGAGUGUUGGAGAGUAUAUUCAACGGCUCUGCUUGAUUUCCCAUAACGAGACAUCCUAUGUUGCGGAAUUUAAUAUUGGGGAGAUAGAAUUAGAGGUGGAAUCCCUUCGUGACAUCUUCCUGAAAUUCAGAAACAUUGCUAUAAACUAUUACCACGUUCGCCGUCGUCGCGAUCGCGAUCGCGAAGAUGAACUAAAUGAGCAAGACAUUUUAUCAGUUCAAAACGCCGUGAAAGCUUUUCUACCAAACGUUAGACAGCUGAAAUUGGAUAGUGUCCCACUUGGAGAGAACCUUUCCCUUCAACACAUUGGAAUGGCGAAUUUAGAAGAGUUGAAGAUUAUGACACCCCGCACUCUGAAGUUGGAUGAUCUUUUAACGCUCAAUGUUGAAAAUUGUGGUAUUGUUUCUGAUGAAAUCACUCUUCGCGAUUUGAAUCGUUUUUUCAAAUUGUGGAUGCAGGGAUCCGACCCAAAAUUGAGGAAUAUGUCCAUUUGGUGGAAAACGGCAAUCAUCAUAGACUGGAAUGUCUUGCUGAAAGGAUUGAAAGCAAAGGAAGAAGCAGGAGAAGAAGGAUCAAAGAAGUUCAUAAUUCAAAAUUCUCAUCGGGUUCACGCUGAAAUUGAAAACGAUAUGGGAGAAAAUAAACUUGCAUUUUCUGUCUUCGACUAA
This is a messenger RNA of Caenorhabditis briggsae, 1023 nucleotides long. Bases 1 to 1023 code for a protein of 340 amino acids. NCBI's taxonomy places the organism in Eukaryota, Metazoa, Nematoda, Chromadorea, Rhabditida, Rhabditidae. Gene Ontology annotation, molecular function: protein binding. The record is from RefSeq and is a predicted model, not a curated record. The transcript is spliced from 2 exons.